UUAUUCGUUUUUUAUUAAACAUAUAUAAGUCUGUGGUUAUAUUAAACUCGUAAUCUGGUGCAAUGAAGUGUCAUUACGAAGUGUUAAAUAUAUCUCGUGAAGCAGAUGAUUCUGAAAUCAAAACAGCAUAUCGUAAAUUGGCAUUGAAAUGGCAUCCCGAUAAAAAUUUAGAUAACGAAGAAUAUGCUAAGGAACAAUUUCAAUUGGUUCAGCAAGCCUAUGAAGUAUUAAGUGAUCGUCAAGAACGUGCGUGGUAUGACAAUCAUCGUGAACAAAUUUUAAAAGGAUCCGGUAGCAAUGCAAACUUUACUGAUAAUUCCUUGGAUGUAUUUCCAUAUUUUACAUCAUCCUGUUUCAAAGGAUACGGGGACGAUGAACAAGGUUUCUAUAGCGUAUAUCGUAAAGUAUUUGAAACAAUUGCAUCUGAAGAUAUUGAAUAUAUGGACACCGAGGAAGAAUUUGAACAAAUACCGAAAUUCGGUACCAGUGAUAGUGAUUAUGAUACAAUUGUUGGCCCUUUUUAUGCAUACUGGAUGAGUUAUUCCACAAAAAAAUCAUAUGUUUGGGUUGAUCCGUACGAUAUCCGUGAAACACGUGACCGACGUGUUGUGAAAUUAAUCGAAAAAGAAAAUAAAAAAGUUCGUGCUAAAGCAAAAAAAGAACGUAACGAUGAAGUGCGUAACUUAGUUGCGUUCGUACGAAAACGUGACAAACGUGUACAAGCACAUGCAAAAUAUUUGGAAGAAAAAAAUUUACAAAAUCGUCAAAAGCAGGAAGAAUUACGAAAACAAAAAAUAUUGGAACGUAAACAAGAAUUAAAUGAAGCUCGAAGUAAAGAACAAGAAUGGAGUAAAUUUGAAAAUAUGAGUUCGGAAUUAAAAGAGAUCGAAAAACAUUUAGCAGAACAGUUUGGUGAGGAAUUAAGUGAUUCUGAAUAUACGGAUGAUCAAUCGAUUGAGGACGAUAAUGUUUCGUUAAAUUCUGAAGAGGAUUUAAUUAAUAAUUUAUAUUGUGUGGCAUGUAAUAAAAUUUUUAAAACUGUUAAUGCUUUCGAUAAUCAUGAAACAAGUAAAAAACAUCGUGACGCUGUUGAACGAUUAAAAAUUGAAAUGCAAGAGGAAGAAAAUGCUAUUGAAGAAGAAAAUCAAAAUACUAUUGAAAAUAUAGAAAAUCAAGAUACAAUUGAAAAUACCGUCGAUAAUGAAUCAUUGAAUGGUGAUAGUUCUAAAAAGAAAAAGAAAAAAAAGAAGAAACAAUCUUUGAUUACUGUAAAUUCAGAACCAAGUGAUGACGAAGAAAAUAUCAUUGAUUUUGGUCUAUCAAAAAAACAAAAAAAGAAAAAUUUACGUGAAAAACAAAUACUAGCAAAUGGUAAAAAGGAGAAAUCGAUCGAAGAUGAGAAUAACGAACAAAGUGAUGACGAAGAAAGUUUAAUUGAAAUAGGUUCAUCUAAAAAACAAAAAAAGAAAAAUCUACGUGAAAAAAAUAUAGCUAAUGGGAAAAAAGAGAAAUCGAAAGAUGUUGAAGUACCAAUUGAAAUGCAAAAUGAAAAUAUCGAAUUAAAUGAAAAGUGUGUUGAAGAUACUACUACUACAACUGAAGAAAAUCAUAAAAAUACUGUGAAAAAAAAUAUAAAAACAAUUAGUAAAAAUAGUCCAAUUGAUUUAACACAUUGUUGUGUUGUUUGUAAAUCGAAUUUUCCAUCAAAAAAUAAAUUAUUUGAUCAUUUAAAGAAAACUGGACAUAGUACUGCGUUACCACAAGUUAAAACGGAAACGAAAUCUAAAAAAAAGAAUAGAUAAAUUGAAUUGUAUUUAAUUGAUGUUGUUAAACCACUAACGAAAUUUAAUAAAUUAUAAUUGAAAUCAA
Molecule: messenger RNA, 1869 nt
Organism: Chrysoperla carnea
Lineage: Eukaryota; Metazoa; Arthropoda; Insecta; Neuroptera; Chrysopidae
Product: dnaJ homolog subfamily C member 21
Exons: 1
Coding region: 63-1802 (579 amino acids)
Cellular component (GO): cytoplasm
Molecular function (GO): nucleic acid binding; zinc ion binding
Source: RefSeq, a predicted model, not a curated record